UGCCGAAAUAGGCGCUAUCUGAGAUUGCUUGUUCUGCGGGGAGCGGCUGGCUGCUGGGGUGUGUGUAUGUGUGUGUUUAUGCGCGGCGGUGUUUCGAGCUGAGGAAUAUUGCUUUUGGAAGGGCCCGUUUAUUCUCCAGCUCGUCGUCCGGCUUGCACUUCGUCGGCUGAGAGAGACAAGUCCGGCACGCAGCUUUUGAAGACCGAAGCGCGGCAGCGGUAAACGCAUCCGAACAUGCCGGUGUUUCACACCAAGACCAUCGAGAGCAUCCUUGAGCCCGUAGCGCAGCAGGUGUCUCGGCUGGUGAUCCUCCAUGAAGAAGCUGAAGAUGGAAACGCCAUGCCCGAUCUCGAGCGCCCCGUCAAGGCUGUCAGCAUGGCUGUCUCGAACCUCAUCAAGGUGGGACGCGAGACGAUCAACAGCAGCGACGACCAGAUCCUGCGACAGGACAUGCCCGCAGCGCUGCAGCGGGUCGAGCAGUCCUCCAAGCUUCUCGAGGAGGCCUCGGCUAUGCUCAAGGCAGACCCUUACUCGCAGCCCGCCAGGAAGAAGCUGAUCGAGGGCGCUCGAGGCAUCCUGCAAGGGACAUCUGCCUUACUGCUCUGCUUCGACGAGUCGGAGGUGCGCAAGAUCAUCCGCGAGUGCAAGAAAGUGCUGGACUACCUGGCAGUGUCCGAGGUGAUCGAGUCCAUGGAAGACCUUGUUCAGUUUGUCAAGGACAUGAGCCCGUGCCUGACAAAAGUGUCGCGCGACGUGGAUGCCCGGGAGAAGGAGCUGACCCACCAGGUUCACCGGGAGAUCCUGAUUCGCUGCCUCGACUCGGUCAAGGUCCUGGCGCCCAUCCUCAUCUGCAGCAUGAAGAUCUUCGUCCAGAUCCUGGCACAGUCGGGUAAGGGCGUAGAAGAGGCGGCAGAGAACCGCAACUACCUGGCGUUGCGCAUGACGGAGGAGAUCAACGAGAUCAUCCGCGUGCUCCAGCUCACCACCUACGACGAGGAGGAGUGGGACGCUGACAAUCUCACCGUCAUGAAGAAGGCACAAAAUGCUAUUGCAGGCAAGAUACAGUCGGCGCAUGAUUGGUUGGAGGAUCCCAUGGCCGUGACUGGUGGAGUGGGUGAGAAGUCUCUGCGACACAUCCUCGAUUAUGCCAAGCGGGUCGCCGACCGAUCCUUGCCUGCCGAUGGUGACGCUAUCCGCAAGCUCUGUGGAGACCUCGAGUCGAUGACGAAUGCCCUGUGUGAAUUGCGCCAGGAUGGCAAGGGUGCAUCACCCCAAGCCCAAUCACUGGCUCGUGGGGUCGGCCUGAAGCUGCGUGAGUUGAACAACCUGAUUGGCCAGGCCAUCACCAACGUGGAGCGCAGCGGCAUACAGCAGCUGGCGCAUACCGUGGGUGGCCGUGUGGAACAGGCGCUCAAGUGGCUGGUCAACCCUGGUGUCUCGGACCGUGGCCUUGGUGAGCAUGCCAUCCAGCUGACAGUAGAGGAAGGGCGGAGGACCGCGGAAAGCUGCCCGAUGCCGCAGCGGGCCGAGAUAGUCCAACUGUGCAACGAGAUCGACUCGCUCACGCGCAAGCUCAAGGACCUGUGCAGGCGAGGCCAGGGCAACAGUCCAGAGGCACUGCAGACUGCUCGUCUCAUCUCGUCCAAGCUGCUCGAACUGAAGCACAAGAUCCAGAAGGCUCUCGUCAACAGGGUGGUCGAGGAUUUCAUUGACAUCACCACUCCGUUGAAGAUGUUCACUGAAGCUGUGCACGCUCCCGAGGGCACGCCCAACAGAGAAGCCAACUUCCAAGACAAGGCUCGCAACCUGACCGAGUUCUCGCAGAAGGCAGCCCGCACGGCACGGAACGUUGCUCUCGGAGGCGCGUCGAACAAGAAGCUUGCCGAGGCACUCUUGUCUUCGGCGGCUCAGGUGGAGAGUUUGACUCCGCAGUUAGUCAAUGCUGGUCGUAUACGGAUGACCUACCCGGACAACAAGGCUGCAGACGAGCACUUUGAGAACCUGCACAAGCAGUACUCGGAAAGCAUGAUGCACAUGCGGAACCUGGCUGACGAGGCCACCGACACUGCGAGCUUCGUCAAGGUCACAGAGGACAUGAUCCUGAAGCACACUGAGCUGUGCGAGGACGCUAUGGCUCGUCAGCUUCCCCAGCAGAUGGUGGACAACACAUCCAGCAUUGCCCGGCUCGCCAACCGGGUCCUUAUGGUCGCCAAGCAGGAGUCGGACAAUUCCGAGGACCCCAUCUUUAUUGGCCGUGUCAACCAGGCUGCCGACAGCCUUCAAGGCACUGUGACGCCCAUGAUCCAGAAUGCCAAGCAGGUGGCCACACGAAUCUCGGAUCCAGUAGCUCAGUCCCGUUGGAGGGAGUCCAACAAAGCGCUCAUCAACGCAGUGGGCCAGGUACGGCAGGCUGUGACAGUGACGCCUGAGGAGGAGCUCCUUCCACAUCUCAUGGGAUUGCAGGCUAACGCCAAGCCAACCAUGCGAUCUCACGACAUCAAGGUUCCAGACUUUAAUGAAAUGUUUGACGUCAAGAUCGAAGUGCCGCCGGCCGAGAAGCGUCCGCCUCCGAAGAGAGAGGUGGUGGUGGAACCACCCAUUCAGAAGACGACAAUUCCCAGGCAGUUGCAGGAACACAGCUACCCAGAGGAGGCCCCGCCGCGACCCCCGCUGCCAGGCUCGGGAGACAGGGCCCCACCGAGGCCGCCACCACCGUGCGAAACCGACGAUGAAUUUGAAGAGCGCUUCCCACCUCCUCAGCCGAACCAGCCCAUCAUGAUAGCAGCGCACGGCUUGCACCAGGAGGUUCGUCAGUGGUCGAGCAAGGACAACGAGAUCAUUGCGGCUGCCAAGAGGAUGGCCAUCCUCAUGGCUCGGCUCAGCCAGCUGGUCAGGGGCGAAGGAGGCACAAAGAAAGACCUGAUUGCCUGUGCCAAGCAGAUUGCUGAGGCGUCUGAAGAAGUGACUCGUCUGGCCAAGGAGCUCGCUCGCAUGUGCACAGACAAGCGCAUGAGGACGAACAUCCUGCAAGUGUGCGAGCGCAUACCCACGAUCGGUACCCAGCUGAGAAUACUGUCCACCGUCAAGGCCACCAUGCUCGGGGCCCAGGAGCCCAUACCGACGCCCGACGGGAGCGAGAUUAUCUGCGGCACGGAAGAGGAUCAGGAGGCGACAGACAUGUUGGUCGGCAAUGCCCAAAACCUGAUGCAGUCGGUCAAGGAGACUGUGCGUGCCUGCGAGGCAGCAUCCAUCAAGAUCCGUACUGACUCUGGACUUCGUGUCCGCUGGAUCCGCAAGCAGCCCUGGUACCAGUAUUAGCUAAGAGAAGUCUUCUGCUGGCUACUCUGCAGAUGGAGACCACAGAUAACGGCAGAGCACGAACGCGAAACUGUUCAUCCGCCCUCUGCCGUGCACCCUUCGAUGACUUUUAAUUGUAUGGAUUGCCACUAAAGCGUGCUCCAACGUCCAGGGGAAAUCACCGUCACGGACUUCGGUAUCACAGAAAUGGAGUUUCUGUGAAUCAUGGCUGCGGGCGUUCGUAGACUAAUUGUAGCAGGGAAGGACUCGGCCAUUGCGACAAGUUUCUGCAUCGGCGCUCGCAGUGCUGUCAGCAGAUGCACCUCGUUAACCGAACCUUUUGUUUUUAGCACCCUUCCUUUCAUGUUUCUUGUUAUAAGUGGUUCUUAGCAUUGUUUUUUUACGUUGUUGUUUAAGCUUUAAGAAGGAGUUUUUGUUCCUAGUAACGUUGACCUCAUUGUUGAUGUAGCAAGAGUUUUUUUGUCAAUCCAGCUGUCUCUUCGUCUCUGCGUGCAAGGCAAGCCCUCAUAACGAUGGGUCAAGCUGCAUUUUUGACGUACGCACAAUAACUGUCUCUUUCAUUUCAUUUGGAAAUUUAUCGUCACACUCUAAAGUUUCGAAUGUUACCGUAUCUUUAGUCGGGAUCUAUUAUUGAAUAGUUUGUUCUAUCGCUAUGCGGCCUAACUUUGCGUGGUAUAUGAUUUUAAAUCUUUUUUUGUAAUUUAGUAGUACAAUGCAUUCAGCAAUGAAAACAUAUCUAAGACAGGGUAUCUUCCUCUGAACACUCUGCUAGUGCAGGUCUGGUGGUAGAGAAAAUUUUUUUUUCUCAGCUAAAAUCGCACUGAACUAACGAAUGAGCUCGCUCGGAAUGUCCGACACAGGUACAUCUGUGCGCAACUCUGUCGCCGCACAUGCUCGCAUGAAAUUUUGCCGAAUAGAUUUCUGUAACUUAGAGGCACACGCAAAAAUAGAUCAGUAGUCAUGCAAAUGAUUUUUGUACAUUUGGGAAGGUAGUCCUCUGCACAUAGUGGACAUGACUGUGCCAGCAUAGCCUAUUUUUAGAUGACAUUACAUUACUGAAAAGUUUACUGCAUUGACUACCAAUGUGUCUUCCAGAGAUCAGAACAACAAAGGUUAAUAAUGAAUGCUGUUUAACUGAACUACACGAGGUUGACGACACAUCAAUAAUUUUUCGGGGCUGUGUCUCUCGUACCUUAAUGAAAUGUCCUGACAAAAGUAAGUUUGUGCUUGCAUUUUUAGUACCCCUCGACUACUGACACAAGUGACUACGGUGUAUAUUUAUAUGUAGCUAAACCUGAAAUAGUCCGUAAAUUGAGCAGUCUUUCGAAAAUUCAAUAGAUUGCUUGUGCAUUUUUAGGGUUGCAUAGUUACCUUUCAAAGCGUUCUAUGCAUUACGUGUCGAUCUCUUUUGCUAACCAUUGCUAUUCUCACAUUUGCGUCCUGCGCCGCGUUUUGCAUACUCAGACUUUUAUAUUUUAGGCUAUGUCGUGUGCAUAGCUAUGCUUCCUUUUUUUUCAUUAACCCUGUUUUUGAUUAUCCUCUUCUUUUUAGAGAAACCAGUGUUUUUAUGUGUUUAUUAACGUUGAGAACAUUUGUACACAUUGGAUUGCAUGAAGGAACUAAAGAGAUACUCCAAUGUUCCUUUCUUUCACACAUCUGGUUGUGCCAUAUGACUCUGAGAUGUCUCUUUUAUUACGAAGUUUUUACAUUGUUCCAUGUACUCAUUUUAAACAAUGACCUACGCCAUGUUGUUGCCUCUGGCGAUUCAAAAUGGUUACAGAGACGUUGAGUGCUUCUCUUUAUUAGUUUGCGCUAGGGUCUUUAGUUACUUCACUGCCCAUGCAAAACAGCCCAAUCAUGUGUCGGCAAUGUUUUCUUUUUGUCCUUAGGCUGAAGUAGUAUUAUGAGUGAUAGACAGCUUUCUACUGUCAUUUUUCUGCUCCUGAAUUUGGGGUCACAUUUCUGGGUGUUUCUAUUAGGUUACGCUCCAGCUUGGAAAUGGGAAAAAACUUUCUUGUACUUCAUGUCUAGUUGACAGUGUCAUAUUGUCAAUUAAGAAUAACAAGCCAGCUCUAAUUAGCUGUUUAUAAUCCUACAUGAUACCCUAAGCACUGAUAGCAACGCUAAAAUACCGUGUUCCGAUUCAUACAUGGUGGGGAGCAUUUACAAAGGCUUCUCUGUGUGCUUUUAUCUGCAAGCCGAAAAGUAGUCUAUCACAAGAGAUUGAGUCAUUAAGGAUGCACGUUGUGUUUGGAUAUAAAAUUAAGUCCAUACUAUUUUGCUACUAAAUACAUCAUUUAUUGUUCUAUUCAUCAGGGAUCUAAAUCUACAUACUGCCCAAUAACAGAGUAGCUAUUUUUGGAACCUGCGCCUUCAGUGCAUUGGUCGUGCUUUUGGCCAGAAUGCAGACUGUCACCUGCUAGAAGCGCAAACAUGCGCAAGUUAUACAUGUUGCGCCAUAAACCUGCGUCUUCAAGUUGUGGCUGUAAAGUAAGAGUAGGGAAUCAUGAGCGACUUAACUGUGGCCGAUGCUAGGAAAGACUUCAGCGGCCUCACUACUGGCAUGGCUUUCGCAGUGUUGCGUGCUUAAGAGGACUUUGGCUUUUCAAUUUAUGCAGGACUUUUAUUGGACAGACAAGCUCUAUCAUGCAUUGUAGCAUAUCCAUGUGCCUUGUAAAAAUAAUUUUCUGAAGGGUGAUGUCGGUAGGUUUAAUUAAGAGUUUGUGUGCUGAUCGACAGGUAGUAGGAUAGCAGGUCCUUUUCUAUUUCAGGGGAGUCUACUUUUAAGGUUACGAUCGCUCGUGAGCAAUAAUAAGAUAUAUAUUUGCACUCUAAUGAGCACCUUAUUUACACUGCAAUAGCAGGGACAUGUGUGCAUGAAAAUUAUAGGGAAAGGUCUGAGGACAUUCAGACAUUCCCCCCCUCCCCUCAUCUGUAGAUGCUGAAAAUGUCAAAAGAAUAAGCACGCAAUCGGCUUAGUGAGCCUCUUCCAAAGUCCUGUGCCUUUAGCCAUCUAGCUGUAUGGCUGCAGAAGCAGGCGAAACUCCAUUUCCUAGGUUGAUUUUGCAGAACCAAUUUGCAUCACCAGAGGCGGCAAACAUUUCAAGUGAAGCAUACUGUGCCUGAAUAUUGUUGCGAUUAACUUUUUUUUUUCUCCCUUCUGUGUGGAUGCAAUUUUGUUCUCGCCCUUUUGCAAUAGUGUUGUCAAACUGUCAUUACUUUUCAAGCUUGACAGUUCCUUGCGACGCGUGGUGCAAGACAGUAGACUAGGAUACAAGAAAUGUGUCAUUAUACUGGCCUUGCUUUUGACGUCCUCUUGUGUUGACACUGUCUAUUGCAGUGAACUUCAACUUGAUAAAUAAUUCACAUUCUGUGUGUCCAUAACUGACCCGCCAUCGCUUGCACCAGAUUUGGUGCGCAUUUUACGCGGCUCGUGCAAGCGGUGUCGCAUAUGGUGCAAGUGGAAUGGGCGUCCGAAGUGUGUGUAACUUUCGUCCAUGUUUUGCAUCAAAUGCACAUUUCGUUCAGUGUGGUGUGGUGGUUAGUAUGCACCAGUGCAAAUACAUUGCAAAGUGCAACAUUUUCUCAAGUCGUUGCUGUAAUCAGGUCGUUUCAAAUGCGGCUGCAAUUAAAACUGGUGCGAUUGGUGUCGCUAAGUUGUGAUGGGUAACACGCUUACACGAGCACCUGAGCCUAAAUGUCUGCGGGUUGGUUACUGUUAUACUUAAUUGAAAUGUGAAUUCUAAAUACUAGUUCUUUUUUUUAUAUAAGCAUGCGCAAUACAAUUCAAAUGUAAAGAGAGCACUUGAAUGGUUUUGAAAAGAAGGUUUAUUGAAUGCAUUGACAAUUCAACUAGUAAUAAAUGUGUGGCGUUGAUUAGUGGUGCGCCAUUACUAAGGUAAGACAUUACUGCCAAGGUGUUCGUAGCUAUAACUUGUCCUGGAAUAUUUGAUAAGUGUUCUCUUUUAACAUUGAGCCGUAGCUCGUGAGACACUAGCACAUACUGCUGCUAAAAUGUGGGAGCGUCCAGGAACGACUGUGAGGGGAUCACUAUCAACAAUAUGGCAUUUAAUGUGUGUUCGUUUGUGGCCUCUGCUCUUCGAUCUCCUCGUGGCCAAAGGCUCAAGUGGUAUAGUGUGGGAGGAGGCAUCAUUUUCGUCUUCUUGUUUGCAUGUUUCAGUGGUGCCUUUCAUUCAUUAUGCAAAUGCUUUUCUUAUGCAAUCUGCCACUUUUGGGGCAGUGUGUUGCCUUUCGAAUCCCAGUGCUUUUUUUUUACAUGCAAGCGACUACUCCGUGGACUGCAAUAACCGUUUAUUUGUGCCCUCUAUUAGAGCUAAUAAAGUAAUUAUUACUCCUUA
Messenger RNA from Rhipicephalus microplus (southern cattle tick), 7676 nucleotides. RefSeq names its product vinculin (gene Vinc). The record is from RefSeq and is a predicted model, not a curated record. NCBI's taxonomy places the organism in Eukaryota, Metazoa, Arthropoda, Arachnida, Ixodida, Ixodidae. Gene Ontology annotation, biological process: cell adhesion. Gene Ontology annotation, molecular function: actin filament binding; structural molecule activity. Gene Ontology annotation, cellular component: actin cytoskeleton.